Malassezia globosa CBS 7966 is the source of this 2823-nucleotide messenger RNA. RefSeq lists its product as uncharacterized. Gene Ontology annotation, molecular function: 3'-5'-RNA exonuclease activity; endonuclease activity; RNA binding. Lineage: Eukaryota; Fungi; Basidiomycota; Malasseziomycetes; Malasseziales; Malasseziaceae. Gene Ontology annotation, biological process: rRNA catabolic process. The record is from RefSeq and is a predicted model, not a curated record. The transcript has a single exon. Gene Ontology annotation, cellular component: cytoplasmic exosome (RNase complex); nuclear exosome (RNase complex). Bases 1 to 2823 code for a protein of 940 amino acids.
AUGGAGCCAGGCGCCCCAGCUCCCGUUCUCGAUCAGCAUGGAACGCUCAACACAUACACAAACAAGAAGCAUUAUGUGGUGAUUGAUACCAAUGUUGUUCUGCAUCAGAUGGAUGUACUGGAGUCGCCUGUCUUUACGAAUGUCAUUGUCAUGCAAACAGUAGCGAAUGAAGUGCGGAAUCAUAGUAUGCCGCUGUAUAACCGACUGCGCACAUUGCUUAUGGAUCCAGACCGUCGUUUCUGGCUCUUCUACAAUGACUUCCAUCAAGACACGAAUGUAGUCCGAGAGUCGGACGAGACACCCAACGACCGCAACGACCGCGCGAUCCGCCAGGCCGCAGCCUUUUACUCGGCACAUCUACGCACGUAUGCACUGCCAGGGUGUGUGGAUACGACGGUGCUGGUGAGUGAGGAUGUUGAGAACGUGCACAAAGCUCGCAAAGAUGGCUUGCUCGCGUGCAGUGUGCGCGAGUACAUAACUGGCUUCAGUAAUGCUGAGCAAUUAAGUGAUCUGCUGUCGGCCCGCACACUUGACGAUGAUUCGCAUACGCAGCCACGCGGAACUCGCAUAUUUGACGAGUACUGGCCAGCAUCGCAGCUGGAAGCGGGAUUCAAAGCGGGCACGCUGCACAAGGGUUUCUUCAAUGCCAAUGCAUACAAUUUCCUGGAAGGGACUGUUCGUUCAGACUCACUUUCGAAGCCGAUUUUGCUCCAGGGCCGGGACUCGAUGAACCGCGCGGUAGAUGGCGAUGUUGUCUAUGUGGCACUCCUCCCGAAGAGCGAAUGGAAGGGGGCUUCAGAUGAAGUGUUGGAGGCGGAGUCGACGCAGCGGAAUGAUGAUGCGCGCGAUAGUGAUGACGAGGGUGAUGAGGAUACUCCGCAGGAUACCCCCGUCACGCAUGGAAGCGGCACGGAGCGACAGCCGAUGGGCCGGGUUGUUGGAAUUGCGCGACGGAACUGGCGGUCGUAUGUGGCGCAUAUCGAUGCAAGCACUGUGAACGAAGGUGCACUCGCCACACUCGGUCCACAGACCCUGUUUGCCUCGCCGGUAGACCGCAAGAUACCCCGCAUCAAAAUACGUACGCGGCAAGCUGGAGCAUUGAUAGGCUGCAAGAUCUUGGUCGCGAUGGACGAGUGGAAGAGCACGUCUCGGUAUCCCGAAGGCCACUUUAUCCGCUCACUCGGAGCCAUUGAAAGCAAGGAGGCAGAGCAGGAGAGUCUGCUCCUCGAAUUUGACGUGCCGUACCGCCCAUUCAGCAAGGCCAUUCUCGCAUGUCUCCCAGCGGAAGGCGACGCAUGGACUGUGCCGCCGAAAGAUGCUGCCUUGGAGGGGGAGACUCGUGCCGCGAAGAUCUGGCAGAAUCGCGUCGAUCUACGUGCUGAGACGAUCUGCAGUAUCGACCCACCAGGCUGCCAGGACAUUGACGACGCAUUGCAUGCAAAGCGCCUUCCCAAUGGCAACAUCGAGGCAGGUGUCCAUAUUGCUGACGUGUCGUUCUUUGUGCGGCCUGAUACGCCGAUGGAUGCGGAAGCAGCAUCCCGAGGCACCACUGUGUACCUGGUUGACCGGCGUAUCGACAUGCUGCCACACCUUCUCGGCACGAAUUUAUGCUCGCUGCGCCCGUAUGUCGAGCGCCUUGCAUUUAGUGUGGUAUGGGAAAUGACGCCAGAUGCGCAAGUCGUGCAAGCACGUUUCUUCAAGUCUGUCAUUGCCAGCAAGGCCGCGUUCACGUAUAAAGAGGCUCAGACGCGCAAGGAUGACAUGAAGCAGACCGACACAAUCACAGAAAGCAUUCGAUUGCUGAACCAUCUGGCGAUCAAGCUGCGUGAGGCGCGCAUGAGUGCGGGCGCUUUGAAUCUCGCAAGUCCUGAAGUUCGUAUCCAUCUAGAGAGUGCCGAAUCGUCCGCCCCUAUCGACGUGGAGCAGAAGGAGGUACUUGAGACGAACAGUUUGGUGGAAGAAUUCAUGCUUCUCGCAAAUACAAGCGUCGCACGACGCAUCUACGAAGCGUAUCCUACGACGGCCGUGCUGCGUCGACACGUGCCGCCGCCCGCUGAUAACUUCGAGACCCUUCAAGACAUUCUAAAGAAGCGGCGCAACAUGGACUUGGAUGUAUCGUCGUCGGGAGCGCUGGCGGCAUCACUGGACAAGUGCAUAGAUAAGAGGGAUCCAGCCUUCAAUACACUUGUGCGAAUCCUCGCGACGCGGUGUAUGUUGUCUGCCGAAUACUUCUGUACGGGGAGCGUUCCACGCAAUGCAUUUGGCCAUUACGGUCUCGCUAUGGAUAUGUACACGCACUUUACGUCGCCUAUUCGACGGUACGCCGAUGUUCUUGCCCAUCGUCAGCUGGCUGCAGCCAUCCAGUACGAGCCGCUGCCUUCCAAUCUGUACAGCAAACACUAUGUGGACCAGGUGAUGGACAACGUGAAUAAACGGCACCGACUCGCUCAGAUGGCGGGUCGUGCCUCUGUGGAGUUCUUUGUGGGCUUGGCCAUCGGUGCAAAGAACGCUGAACGAGGCGCUGAUGCGACGCUUGUCGGUCAGGGGCAAGACAAGCACCUUUUGCGUGCUGAUGCAUAUGUCGUACGAACCUUCCGCAAUGGACUCGCAGUGUUUGUGAGCCAGUAUGGACUGGAAGGUCUUAUCACGUUCAAGGGCGAAUGUCAGUAUGAUCCUGAUAAGUACGAAGUCACCAUCCCAGCGAGUCUGUCGUCGCUUGACCACGAUGUGACGUUGGGCAUCUUUGAUCGGUGCAAAGUGGAAAUCGGCAUUGAGAAGGACCGGAACACGAAGCGCGGACGCACCAAGAUGGCCCUGGUUUAG